Messenger RNA from Chiroxiphia lanceolata (lance-tailed manakin), 2329 nucleotides. It is a transcript of the gene ZNF740, whose product is annotated as zinc finger protein 740. Gene Ontology annotation, biological process: regulation of transcription by RNA polymerase II. NCBI's taxonomy places the organism in Eukaryota, Metazoa, Chordata, Aves, Passeriformes, Pipridae. The transcript has 8 exons. The coding region runs from base 354 to 968 and encodes 204 amino acids. The record is from RefSeq and is a predicted model, not a curated record. Gene Ontology annotation, molecular function: RNA polymerase II cis-regulatory region sequence-specific DNA binding; DNA-binding transcription factor activity, RNA polymerase II-specific. Gene Ontology annotation, cellular component: nucleus.
GUGGCUCUCGGAAGUGGCGGCGGGGGCGGAGUUUCCGGCUCCGGGUGAGGACGGGGGGGCGGCGGGAGCGCGGAGGGGCCGCGGAAGGACCCCCCGACAACUCCGUCCCUGCGGAUCCAACACCUCCCACUUUGGGGGGGUCCCGGCUUUGGGGGGGGCCUGGCCGAGUGUCCCCCCCCUUUCCUGAGCCCGUGGCCCCCCAGGAAGAGGAGGAGGAGGAGGAGGAAGGAAUGGCGGCGCCGUGGCGGGUACUGGAGCCUGCCCAAAAAUCCAUAAAAAUUUACUGAUUCCACCUUUUCUGCCCCCAAAAGGAGCUUUGCCUGGGCGACAGUCAGGCCAAAGGCUCCCACACCAUGGCUCAGGCGAGUCUCCUGGCCUGUGAGGGGCUCUCGGGGGUCUGCCUGGUCCCCACAGUCGCCAGUAAGAAGAUGAUGCCCAAGGCUGGAAAACAGGAUGGGAACCGGGAAAGAGGCUCCAGCCCUGACCUGCUGUCCCUCCGCCAAGACCCCGACAAGCCCCGCGCCCGCAAGGACGACGACACCCCCGAGGCCUCCAACCCCAAGAAAUCCAUGAAAAAGCGCCGCAAGCGGGUUCCCAGCGCCGAGGGACCCCCGAGCUCGUCCCGCCGCUCCCAGUCCCAGAUGGUGGUGAUCGAGCAAAACGGGUCCUUCCAGCUCAAGAACUUUAUCUGCGACCACUGUUUCGGGGCCUUUCGGAGCAGUUACCACCUCAAACGGCACAUCCUCAUCCACACCGGGGAGAAGCCCUUUGAGUGCGACGUGUGCGACAUGCGCUUCAUCCAGAAGUACCACCUCGAGCGGCACAAGCGGGUGCACAGUGGGGAGAAGCCCUACCAGUGCGAGCGCUGCAUGCAGAGUUUCUCCCGCACGGACCGGCUCCUGCGGCACAAGCGGAUGUGCCAGGGCUGCCAGGGCAAGACCCCCCCUGACUCCCAGCUCCUGCUGUGAAAUUCUGGGAAUUCUGGGGGUGCUGGAGGAAGGGGGAGCCUCCCUCCUGCACCCCCCACCCUCUGCAUCCUCUGCUUCACCCGGAUUUUUCACCCUGAGCUGCGAACUCCUAAAAAACCUGGAGCGUUCCCAGUGUGAAAAACUCGGAUCUUUCCCACCCUUCUGGCCUAAAAACUGGGAUAAUGAACCCAAAAAUCCUCCUGGAAUCUUCAAGCUGUGCCCUCCUCAUCGUUGGAUCCCUAAAUCCAUCCCAAAUUCCCCCAUAGGACAGACUGGGAGCCCCCAAACUGCCCCAAAUCCCAGCAGGUUUGAGGUACCAAGGACACAGGUAGGAGGGUCCCGCUGGGAAUGACAUCUCCAAGCCUGCUUUUUUGGGGGGAAAAAGGAGGAAAACUGAGGAUUUUGGGGGGUGUUCCAGCUUCAGGAGGGUGGCAAAUUCCCCCUUUUUAUGGAAAACAGAGAAUGAGGAACUUGGGGGCGUCCCUGAUUUGGGACUCGGCAGCACUUCCCAUUCCCUCUGGAAUUCCUGUGGAUUCCAGGGACGUUUCCCCUGUUUCCACGUGGUUUUGGGGGGGGCUCCCUGUGUCUCCCCCUGCACCUGUGGGGGGGGCUGCACCUGGAGGGGGGGCAAAGGGACCCCCAUUUCCCAGAAAACCCCAUUCCCAGGGGGAGGAAAAUCCUGGAAACCUCCAUUCCCUGGGGUGGGAAAACCAUGGAUCUGCUGAGGGGGAGUGGUUGGAAGAUCCAGGAUGUCCCAAAAAACUCUGGGGGGUCCCCCCCAGUGCUCCCCCCCACAUUUUGGGGGUCUCAUGCUUCCCCCAAUCACAGACUGCUCCAAGGGGGGACAAAGCUGAUGAAUUUUGGCCCCCCCCCUUUUUUUGGUGCCCUGACCCCCCUUUCUGGACCUGCAGGACUUUGGGGACACCCCCCUCCCCAGUGACGCUUCGAAAAAGGCUUUGGCUCUGCUGAGCCCCCCCCCUAAAUUUGGGGGUCAGGGAGGGUGGUUUGAGGGCUCCAGGGGGUGGGUUGGGGGGAUUCUGGGGGGGUUUUGGGGCCCUCCCAAACCCGGGGGGUGGUCACACACACACACCCCACCCCUCUGCCCUCCCCAGAUUCAUUUUUGGGAUGUUUUGUUGGGUUUUUGGGGUUUAUUACAGUUAUUUUGCUAUGGGGAGGGGGGGGGUCAGGGGUCACCCCCGGGGGGGGUCACUUUUAAACAGUAGUUUUUUCUAAGGGUCCCCAAAUUUUGUGUCCCCCACCCGUGUCCCCAAAAUGUCGUCCUUUCCUCCACCACCCCCCAUGUGCCCCCCCCUUCCUUUAGGGUUUAUUUAAAUAAAACUUUGGGGUUUUGCUUUUUUUAA